AUGGACGUGGACGUGGACGUGGACAUGGACGUGGACGUGGACGUGGACGGGACGUGGACGUGGACGUGGACAUGGACGUGGACGUGGACGUGGACGUGGACGUGGACAUGGACAUGGACGUGGACAUGUCGUGGACGUGGACUGGACGUGGACGUGGACGUGGACGUGGACAUGGACGUGGACGUGGACGUGGACGUGGACAUGGACGUGGACAUGGACGUGGUUGUGGACAUGGACGUGGACAUGGACGUGGACGUGGACAUGGACAUGGACGUGGACAUGGACAUGGACAUGGACAUGGACAUGGACGUGGACAUGGACGUGGACGUGGACGUGGACAUGGACGUGGACGUGGACAUGGACGUGGACGCGGACGCGGACGUGGACUUGGACGUGGACGUGGACGUGGACGUGGACGUGGACGUGGACAUGGACGUGGACAUGGUCGUGGACGUGGACGUGGACGUGGACCUGGACGUGGACGUGGACGUGGACCGUGGACGUGGACGUGGACGUAGACAUGGAGGUGGUCGUGGACGUGGACGUGGACGUGGACGUGGACAUGGACGUGGACGUGGACGUGGACGUGGACGUGGACGUGGACCUGGACGUGGACGUGGACGUUGGACAUGGACGUGGACGUGGACGUGGACGUGGACGUGGACGUGGACAUGGACGUGGACAUGGACGUGGACGUGGACGUGGGACAUGGACGUGGACAUGGACGUGGACGUGGACGUGGACGUGGACAUGGACGUGGACGUGGACAUGGACGUGGACAUGGACAUGGACAUGGACGUGGACGUGGACGUGGACAUGGACGUGGACAUGGACGCGGACGUGGACGUGGACGUGGACGUGGACGUGGACGUGGACGUGGACGUGGACGUGGACGUGGACAUGGACGUGGACGUGGACGUGGACGUGGACGUGGACAUGGACCAGGACGUGGACGUGGACGUGGACAUGGACAUGGACAUGGACGUGGACAUGGACGUGGACGUGGACGUGGACUGGACGUGGACAUGGACAUGGACGUGGACGUGGACGUGGACGUGGACGGGGACGUGGACGCGGACGUGGACAUGGACGUGGACGUGGACGUGGACGUGGACGUGGACGUGGACAUGGACAUGGACGUGGACGUGGACGUGGACGUGGACGCGGACGUGGACGUGGACGGGGAUAUGGACGUGGACAUGGACGUGGACAUGGACGUGGACGUGGACAUGGACGUGGACGUGGACGUGGACAUGGUCGUGGACGUGGACGUGGAUGUGGACGGGACGUGGACGUGGACAUGGUCGUGGACGUGGACGUGGACGUGGACAUGGACGUGGACAUGGACGUGGACAUGGACGUGGAUGUGGACGUGGACGUGGACGUGGACAUGGACGUGGACGUGGACGUGGACAUGGACGUGGACGUGGACGUGGACGUGGACGUGGACUGGACGUGGACGUGGACGUGGACGUGGACGUGGACGUGGACAUGGACGUGGACGUGGACGUGGACAUGGACGUGGACGUGGACGUGGACGUGGACAAGGACGUGGACGUGGACGUGGACAUGGGUCUGGACGUGGACGUGGACGUCGACGUGGACAUGGACGUGGACGUGGACGUGGACGUGGACAUGGACAUGGACGUGGACGUGGACGUGGACGUGGACGUGGACAUGGACGUGGACAUGGACGUGGAGGACUUGGACGUGGACAUGGACAUGGUCGUGGACAUGGACGUGGACGUGGACAUGGACGUGGACAUGGACAUGGACGUGGACGUGGACAUGGACGUGGACGUGGACGUGGACAUGGGGACGUGGACGUGGACGUGGACGUGGACGUGGACGCGGACGUGGACGUGGACGUGA
Molecule: messenger RNA, 1872 nt
Organism: Closterium sp. NIES-65
Lineage: Eukaryota; Viridiplantae; Streptophyta; Zygnematophyceae; Desmidiales; Closteriaceae
Source: the annotation of a GenBank genome assembly